AUGAACGCGGACUCGGACGUUGCCAAGUAUACUGCCAAAAAGCCCCAUCAGCCCGCCCUGAACGAGGACUACAUCCAAACAGACAUCCAAACCCUCAAAGCAUUCCUUCUGCUUACAACCGACGUAUGUCGAGGUUGUGAGACUGAGGAUGCGGUGACAUUACUAGAAAUUCAACGUUCUCGUGGUCUAGUGACUCUUCAUCUCCCAACAUCGGGUCCGAUGCCGACCAACACACAACUUACUAAAUUCGAAAUCGAUCGAAUUAUCGAGGGAUACCCACCAUUCUACCGGGAACAAUUUGAAACUACUGGAGGCGUCAUACUCCCUUUUCCGACAAAACAUAGCGGCCAUAUACAGCGAGGGGCGUGGGUGCUAAGUGUUGGGAUGACAACAAGUAGUGGGCCGACACCGUGCUUGUAUAAUAUGCCACGAAUCAGCCACGAAAAGCCUAACAUAUACUGGAGAGGGACCUAUGUUUUGACGGCUUUUAAUAUGAUCGAUCGGACUUUGGCUCAACUGAAAGCUUAUGAGGAGCGCCAUGGUGGUCAUUUUCGAUCGAAUCCAACCAGCCACGCAUGGUGUCAAGACGCUUUGACAUGUUUUGACAUGAUCAUGACAUCCGAGUAUUCGUCGCAGCCAUGGGCUCUAAAGAAAGAGCAAGUCGAAGUAUCCGACCUAUUCAAGUCGAUCAUGGGCGACUGUUCCUGUUAUCGCACAUGUAUUAGGGAUUCAGACCACUCGGUUGCGUGUGGCCGAAAUCAACACAAAAAGAAAGACCCAGCAAAGGCUCUUAAUCAGGAGCAAUGUAUUGCUGCUCUUGAGUUAUUCAACAACUAUCAGCAUACGGAGCGAAAUCUGCAAAUCAUUUGGCCAGUGCUGCCGGAAGUCUUGCAGAGUGUAGUUCUUGGGAUGUCUGAGGUGGAACAAUACUUUUCGUACAGGGGUCAAAAACUUGAACUUCCAAGGGAUGUUGCAGAACAACGAUACAUUUACAUUAGACGAUGCUCUAAAGAUAGGUAUUAAUUGAG
Molecule: messenger RNA, 1028 nt
Organism: Hyaloscypha bicolor E
Lineage: Eukaryota; Fungi; Ascomycota; Leotiomycetes; Helotiales; Hyaloscyphaceae
Exons: 2
Coding region: 1-1023 (340 amino acids)
Source: RefSeq, a predicted model, not a curated record